Necator americanus (New World hookworm) is the source of this 201-nucleotide messenger RNA. RefSeq lists its product as uncharacterized. The transcript has 3 exons. Bases 1 to 201 code for a protein of 66 amino acids. Lineage: Eukaryota; Metazoa; Nematoda; Chromadorea; Rhabditida; Ancylostomatidae. The record is from RefSeq and is a predicted model, not a curated record.
AUGGUUUAUUUCUCGUCUAAAUGCCUGAGCAGAAAGUACAGUGAUUCAAGAAGGAGACGUGAUGAUGGCAGCGAAAUGUCUGGAAUCUCAGAAAUGGGAAGCGCGUCUGGAGGCUGUGACGCAAUGAUGAUUGACAGCAAAGGUAACAUGUACAGGACGGCGGGAAGAGUCUCGAGUAGCCAGGAAAAAAAUGGUCUGUAA